AUGGACAAGGUCGCGAUCAACGAAGAGGAGAACGUUGGGAAACGUGCCAAAGUCAUUAGGCAUUGCGGAUUUUCGUCAUCCUCGUUUUUAUCUUCGUCACCUUACAACAACAACAAACCCGCAAAUAUCGAAUCCAUUCCCGUUGAACUCAUUCUACAAAUUCUAUCAUACCUAUCUCAGAAAGACCUUUCCAAUAUGAGUCGCGUGUCCAAGUACUUUGAAGGUAUCAUGCAAGAUCCCAUAGUUUGGCGCACGUACGAGGUGGCGAACAUUCCUUACGAGAACAUAUCCAAGAUAAUUGAGAAGCUAAGAAACAUGCCGUUCCUGAAGAAACUGACGAUCAAUUACAGAGAGGACAGCGACAAAAUUCUACGGCAGAUUUCGCUGACGAAUAAAAAUCUUGAGAAGCUUUACGUCUACUUUUGUAAAGGCUCACCUUCAAAGUUGCAUCUCCAUUCGCGUUAUUUGAAUCGCAUAUUAGAAAAAUGUCGACGUUUGAACACCAUCAAGAUUUUAGGUAGUUCUUUCUACGGACGAAAAUUUUACAAAUUGCUCGGUGACAUCGGCCUGAGGCUAAAGAGCGCCUCUCUACCGGCAACGCAUUCGCAAUUUACUACUUUUAUCAAACAUGCUCGACAGAUUUGCGACAAUGAUCGUUUAAAUGAUUGCGUGAAUGCGCACGUUUUUCUAUGGCAGAAACGUGCUCAAUUAUACUACUAUCGAAAAGCGACUCGAAGGAUAAAGAUGUUUUACCUUUCCGAGAAUCCAAUCUCAAUCAAUAUAACAGAGGAUGGGAAAUGGAUAUAUACUGCUUCAGAAAAGUAUAGUUAA
Messenger RNA from Vespula vulgaris, 831 nucleotides. RefSeq lists its product as uncharacterized. Lineage: Eukaryota; Metazoa; Arthropoda; Insecta; Hymenoptera; Vespidae. The record is from RefSeq and is a predicted model, not a curated record. Gene Ontology annotation, molecular function: protein binding. Bases 1 to 831 code for a protein of 276 amino acids. The transcript has 3 exons.